UGACUCUUCAUGUCAUGUGACUUUUUAUGGCGUCGCGGUGAAUGGAGCAAAUACAGGAUACAAACACACUUCCAAUAACGCUAUAUUACAACGUUUAAAAUAAUUCUGGCCAAACCUGACAGUCUCUGACAUCGUUAAACCUCAGCUGCGAAUCACACGUGUGGACAAUGGGCCUGGAUCCUACGUCUCUACGUUUAGACCAACAGUUAAUUGGUUUCAUGGAUCAGCUUGAGAUUUUGGAGGUGAAAAGACAAAAACUUAACACGCUCAUAGAAGAGGGAUGGUUUAACAUUUCUAAAGCCAGGUACUCAAUGGGGAACAAACAGGUCUCAGCCCUGCAGUAUGCCAGUGAGAUGAAACCACUUGUACAUGUCUAUACCAGCCGGUCAGAAAAGGGUGAAGCAGAGUUCAAGUGUGAGCGAGUAAAUGAGAAACAGGAAGAACUAAAACAGAGUGAUACAGUAGACACCAUAGGACCAUUAGAGGGAGGCCUCAGAAGACGAGUGAAUGUUAAAAAGAAGGAAAAUCAGGAAGAAAAAGAUCCUUCUGAAAAUGAAUGCGAGACUGAACCUCAGUUUAUUUCAAACAGUGAAAAAUCUCCAUGUCCGCAUCAAGAUCCUUUGAAAUGGUUUGGGAUUCUUGUCCCACAAAACCUUAAGCAAGCUCAGGUGGCUUUUAAAGAAGUCAUUACUCUAGCAGCUGAGAUCGCAAGCCUGCAAAGUGCGAUUAUAAAUACUAGAUUGAAGAUGCAGACUCAGAUGAAGGAUAAGCAGAAGACUGUCUCUGAAUUGGAAGAAUAGCACAUCACACAUGAUUGCUUUGUUUUGUAUGUGUGGACUGGGGGGCGUUGUCUAACAUUAGCUGUGAGCAGAAAAAACGCAGGUCUGAUGGUCCAGACUGAAAUGAUGACUCUGGAUAAUUGAUGGAUUACAGCACGGCCUGUACUAGAUAAUUUUUCUGCUUGUGCUCAGUUGGGAUGUAAACAAUAACAUCCUCGAACUCUGACAACAUCAGUACUAUGUGCUGAGUAUCUAGAGUUGUCAUCUCAAUCUUAGCCAUCAUAUACAAAUUUUCUCCUGCUUUUGUCUACAGCUCAACUACAAUGAUUUGUAUGUACUAUAAUGUGAGUGAUUCCUAACUCAAACAAAAACAGUCUUGCAAUAUCUUUUAAAUAUGGUUAUACAGGGCAUGUUUUGAUUGGUAAAUAUUUUAUCGAUGUGUAUGAUGCAUAAUGUUAAAUAUUAAAAAAAUAAAAUAUCAGAUGCAUUGACUGCUUUCAAAAUACUGGUACUGGCAUCAGUUUAUAGAAACUCUGGCCAUCUACGGGAAUGACGUUUCACAUUACGAAUACUGUAUGUCGGUAUAAUUUAAUUUACAUUUGAUGUGUAUAUUUAAUUCGAAAUGAUUGAACACGUGUUGUGUUCUGCCCAAUCACAAUGUAAUGUCAAGCGAGUGUUGUCCAAUCAGAGCAGCUAAUCCUAAAGGAAGCCCUCCCAUUAUUUUCAUGUUAAAGCGAGGAUCUUUUAAAUAAUGCUUAAA
Molecule: messenger RNA, 1539 nt
Organism: Clarias gariepinus (North African catfish)
Lineage: Eukaryota; Metazoa; Chordata; Actinopteri; Siluriformes; Clariidae
Gene: vma22
Product: coiled-coil domain containing 115
Exons: 5
Coding region: 168-800 (210 amino acids)
Biological process (GO): vacuolar proton-transporting V-type ATPase complex assembly
Cellular component (GO): extrinsic component of endoplasmic reticulum membrane
Source: RefSeq, a predicted model, not a curated record